Hevea brasiliensis (rubber tree) is the source of this 3837-nucleotide messenger RNA. Its product is annotated as cuscuta receptor 1-like. Gene Ontology annotation, molecular function: protein binding. The transcript is spliced from 8 exons. Lineage: Eukaryota; Viridiplantae; Streptophyta; Magnoliopsida; Malpighiales; Euphorbiaceae. The record is from RefSeq and is a predicted model, not a curated record. The coding region runs from base 780 to 3584 and encodes 934 amino acids.
CGGGUGAAAAAAGAAAAGAAAAACUAGUUGAUGAAGCAAGGAAGCUCAACUGAAAUUAUUACACAACAUGAGUCUAUAAAAGCCCAAAGGUGCUAGGCUGUUGCUUCAUUGCGUAAUUGAAGAGAAAUAAUUGUUUAUAUUUCGCAUACAAGUACUGAAAUGAGGCUAAUUAAGCAGCUGUUGGUUGCUUUAGUAAUAGUUUCAUUAUUAGAGGGAUGGUGGAGCUGUGAUGGUUGUUUGGAGAAUGAGAGAAAUGCUCUUUUGCAACUCAGGGCUUCUUUCAAUCAUCCUCAACGCAUAUCACUCUUCUCUUGGGGAUUACAUACUGAUGACUGUUGUAAAUGGAAAAAUAUUCACUGCAGCUCCACCACUGGACGAGUUUCCAAACUCAGUAUUCGGGGCGAUUAUUCGGCCGUUGAAUGGUGCUUCAAUGCCUCUUUGUUUCUUUCUUUUCAAGAAAUGACGAGUCUUAGCUUACGAAACAAUCAUAUUAUUGAUUGUGUUGAGAAUGAAGGUUUUGAAAGAUUAGAAAUGCUCAGCAAGUUGGAGUUUCUUGAUUUAGAAGGUAACUUGUUCAACAACAAGAGCAUUGUAUCAUCUAUUGGCCAUCUUUCAUCUUUAAAAUCAUUGAAUUUGGGCGACACUGGAUUGGAAAGUGUAACUGAUAUUCAAGGUUAGCUCAACUUAAAAUGUUUCCUUGUUCUAAUUUUUGAGGAUUUUCCAUUUAUUUAUGUACUUAUUUUUCAAUUUUCAAGCACAAACUUGACUAACACUUUUUUAUGACUUUUGAAGGACUAUCAAGUCUUCAAAAUUUGGAGUUUCUUGAUUUGUCAUACAACAAUUUCAGUGAUAGCAUCAUACCAUUUUUACGCAUCUUUCCAUCUUUAAAAUCAUUAAAUUUAGCCCGCAAUAGAUUGGAAAGUGGUAUUCAAGGUUAUGAUAGCAUCAUACCAUUUUUACGCAUCUUUCCAUCUUUAAAAUCAUUAAAUUUAGCCGACAAUAGAUUGGAAAGUGGUAUUCAAGGAUACUCUUUUAUGACUUGUGAAGGACUAUCAGGACUUGAAAAUUUGGAGUUUCUUGAUUUGUCAUUCAACAACUUCAACAAGAGCAUCAUACCACUUCUAAGUGUAUUUUCAUCUUUAAAAUAUUUAAAAUUGAUCUACAACAGACUGGAAAAUAUAACUGAUUUUCAAGAAUUGGAUGCUUUGGGCAACUUAAAGGUACUGAGCCUACGAAGAAAUCAAAUUACCAAAGUUGUGGACUCAAGAGAUAUCAAAAUCAUUAGGAAUUUGAGCUCUCUUUUCCUUGAUGACAAUAAUGGGGAUGGAAGAAGCAGCAUUCAGCUGGAAUUAUUAGGGGCAUACCCAUUUCUCAAGACCCUUUCUCUAAUCGAUAACAGCUUCAAAGGAGGAAUAUUUGCUCAAGAGAUGGGUAAUUUUUCAAGCGUGGAAGAGUUGUCCCUGGAUGAUUCCUCAUUGGAUGAAGAGUCUUUUAAGAGCCUUAGAGCAUUGCCCUCUCUUAAAUUUUUAUCUAUGCAACGCCUCAAUGCUGACCUACCUAGUCAAGGUUUAUGCGAGUUAAAACAUCUUCAAAAGCUAGAUAUGAGCUACAAUGAUCUCAGUGGCACUUUACCUUUAUGUCUAGUAAAUUUAACAUCCCUUCAACUGUUAGAUCUAUCUUCCAAUCACUUCAUCGGAAAUAUCUCCUUAUCUCCCCUGGGGACCCUCACAUCCAUGCACACAUUACAUCUUUCAAGGAACCUGUUCCAAAUCCCAAUCUCUCUUCUGCCAUUCUUCAACCUUUCAAAGCUCAAGCGCUUGGAUUGUUAUGAGAAUGAAAUAUAUGCAGAUAUAGAUGUGCCUACUUUGACACCAAAAUUUCAACUACGGACCCUAGCUUUGUCAGGUCAAGGAGAUGGCGGAGUGUUUCCCAAGUUCUUCUACUAUCAGCAUAAAUUAGAAUAUGUUGAUAUGUCAAAUAUUAAAAUGAAGGGAGAGUUUCCACAUUGGUUGAUCAGGAACAACACAAAAUUAUACACACUUCACUUGCCCAACUGUUCUCUUUCGGGGCCUCUCCAAUUGCCAAUUCAUUCCCAUUUGUAUUUUUCAGACUUAGACAUCUCUGACAACUACUUCAAUGGUUCUAUUCCAACAGAAAUUGGAGUAUGUUUUCUAGGUUUAAAUUCUCUAGACUUGUCUGGAAAUGGUCUCACUGGUGGCAUUCCUUCAUCAUUUGGCAAAAUGAGUCAACUGACAGAAUUAGACUUGUCCAACAAUCAUUUGUCAGGCAUAAUACCCCAAGAGUUGAUUGUUGGAUGCAGUUCGUUAUAUGAGCUCAUUCUUUCAAACAAUAGUUUGCAUGGCCAAAUAUUCCCAAAACAAGCUAAUUGCAAAGAAUUGAUUCGAUUAUUGUUGGAUGGCAAUCAAUUCACUGGAAGUAUCCCAUAUAGCAUAAUUAAUUGCACAAGGUUGGAAGUGUUGGACGUGAGCGAUAAUCAUCUCUUUGGUGUCAUCCCUAGUUGGAUAAGGAAUAUAACUUCUCUUUAUAUCUUGGAUCUGUCAGUGAACAAUUUCUUUGGAAACCUGCCAUCUAGCUUUGUCCCUCCAAUGAUCAAUGAAGUUUAUCUAUCAAAAAAUUGGCUACAAGGACCAUUGACGAAUGCAUUUUAUGGUUGCUCUGAAUUAACAAUAUUGGAUCUUAGUCACAACUAUUUCACUAAAAGGAUUCCAGAAUGGAUUGGCAAUUUUUCAGAAUUGACCUAUCUUCUUUUGGCUUAUAAUAAUCUUGAAGGUGAAAUACCAAUUCAGUUGUGCAACUUAAUCCAAUUGAAUUUGGUUGAUCUUUCUAAUAAUAAUCUUUCUGGUCCUGUUCCCCCUUGCAUAAGCCUUCGUAGUUAUUCUGAUUACGGUAUAGGUUCUCAACCUUUGGAGGUUACAACAAAGAAUGCAUUGCGUUAUUUCCAAGGAAGGAUUCUCAGGCUCAUGUUAGGACUCGAUCUGUCCUGCAACAAUUUGACAGGUGAAAUUCCUGUUGAAAUAGGAAAUCUUGACAAAAUCCUGCUGUUAAACCUGUCCCAUAACAAGUUGACGGGAUUGAUUCCACAAUCAUUUUCAAACCUAAAGCAAAUUGAGAGCUUGGAUCUUUCCUAUAACAACUUGAAUGGCAAAAUCCCUCAACUCACUCAACUAUAUUUUCUAGCUGUCUUCAGUGUAGCGCACAACAAUUUAUCUGGCAGGACACCUGAGAUGGUUGCACAAUUUGCGACAUUCGAGAAUAGUAGCUAUGAGGGAAACCCUUUCCUUUGUGGACCUCCACUGUCUAAAAGUUGCUUUUCUUCAUCAAUAAUGCCAAGAUUUUCGGAGGAGGAUAAAAAAUAUCAUAAAAAGGAUGGUGGCUUUGUGGACAUUGAUGCUUUCCAUGUGAGUUUUCUGAUUUCUUAUGCCAUAGUGUUGUUGACCAUAGCAGCCGUUUUGUACAUAAAUCCAUAUUGGCGAAGAGCAUGGUUCUAUAUGAUAGAGUUGAGCCUCACCAACUUGUACUAUUUUCUGGUGGACAAUAUUCCUUUUGUGUUUAGAUGCUAUUGAAGCCUGGGUCUGCUAUGUACUUUAGAAACCAUGGGUCUGCCAUGAGUCAGCUGAGUUUGUGUUGUAGUUGUGUAAGCUGGGAAGGUUGCAGAAUAAUGAGCUGAAGCUGAUUGCAGAACAUCAUUUAUUACUUGUUUCUGUCAGUCAGUUAGAUGAGCUAUAAACAUAGCUUGUUGACUUUGCAACUUCCUAUGUACUCUUGUGUGCUGUUCAUUUCUUGAAUGAGAAGUAGUCACUCUGCAAGCCUGCUCAA